Molecule: messenger RNA, 2089 nt
Organism: Aspergillus campestris IBT 28561
Lineage: Eukaryota; Fungi; Ascomycota; Eurotiomycetes; Eurotiales; Aspergillaceae
Product: phenylalanine--tRNA ligase subunit beta
Exons: 9
Coding region: 154-1950 (598 amino acids)
Biological process (GO): phenylalanyl-tRNA aminoacylation
Cellular component (GO): cytoplasm; phenylalanine-tRNA ligase complex
Molecular function (GO): RNA binding; magnesium ion binding; phenylalanine-tRNA ligase activity
Source: RefSeq, a predicted model, not a curated record
CUCGACUUUCACCAUUGUUGAACAAGUUACCCUCCCCACUCCUGGCUAUUUAUAUUUGAAAGUCUUGGUGAGACUGGGCCAGUCAUAGACUUGUUGAUUCCUUCUGUCUCGUCCUGAGUAUCUACUCGAGUCACCUAUCCCACACUCCCCACCAUGCCCACCAUUUCGGUCGAUAAGGCCGCGCUCUUCAAGGAGCUCGGGCGCGACUAUACCACUGAGGAAUUUGACGAGUUGUGCUUCGAAUUCGGUAUCGAACUGGACGAAGAUACAACGAACUCGGAUCGCCCGAUUGUCGAUGGAAAGCAGGAGCCGCCCCAGUUGAAGAUCGAGAUCCCCGCCAACCGAUAUGACCUGCUGUGCUUCGAGGGCAUUUCCCUCAUGCUGAACAUCUUCCUGGGUCGGAAACCCUUGCCGAACUACCGGUUGACCCAGCCGGCGCAGAUGGAAAAGAUCAUUGUCAAGGAAAACACCAUGAAAAUCCGGCCUCUCGUUUCUGGUGCGGUUCUGCGAAACAUCACCUUCACCCAGGCGGGCUACGAAUCCUUCAUCGCUCUGCAAGACAAGCUGCAUCAAAACCUCGCGAGACAGAGAACCUUGGUCUCGAUCGGCACCCACGAUCUGGAUACGAUAAAGGGUCCUUUCACCUACGAUGCCCUUCCCCCGAAGGAUAUCAAGUUCGUCCCGCUCAACCAGACCAAGGAAUUGGACGGCGAGGAGUUGAUGGCCUUUUACGAGAAAGACAGGCAUCUGGGCAAGUUCCUUCACAUUAUUCGCGACUCGCCAGUCUAUCCGGUAAUUCACGAUGCGAACCAGACUGUCUGCUCUCUUCCGCCUAUCAUCAACGGCGACCAUUCGAAGAUCAGCGUCAACACCAAGAAUGUGUUCAUUGAGAUCACGGCCCUUGACAAGACCAAGGUGGAGAUUGUGAACAGAAUCCUGGUGUCGAUGUUCUCCCAGCAUGUUGCUGAGCCCUUCACGGUUGAGCCGAUCCAAAUUGUCUCCGAUCACAACAACGAGACCCGAGUCUCGCCAGACAUGUCCCCUCGCACCGCUCAAGCGGAGGUUUCCUACAUCAACGAGUGCUGUGGCCUCGAGCUCGGCCCCGCCGAGGUCUGCGAGCUUUUGAAGAAGAUGGCGUACGACGCCCAACCGUCGGCUUCUUCACCCGAUAUGAUCGACGUGUUCAUCCCUCCGACCCGCGCCGACGUGCUUCAUCAGGCCGACAUCAUGGAGGACGUCGCGAUCGCCUACGGAUUCAACAACCUCCCGCGAUCCUUCCCCAGCAAAUCCGGCACGGUCGCGCAGCCCCUCCCGAUUAACAAGCUCACGGAUAUUGUGCGCAUGGAAGCCGCCAUGGCCGGCUGGUCGGAGGUCAUGCCUCUGAUCCUGUGCUCGCACGACGAGAACUUCGGCUGGCUGAACCGCAAGGACGACGGCAACACGGCGGUCAAGCUAUCCAACCCCAAGACGCUGGAAUUCCAGGUGGUGCGCACGAGCCUGCUGCCGGGCCUUCUGAAGACGAUUCGCGAAAACAAGCACCACUCGUUGCCGAUGAAGAUCUUCGAAGUCAGCGACGUGGCGUACAAGGACCUCUCCCUGGAGCGGAAGAGCCGCAACGAGCGCCACUUCGCGGCCGCGUGGUGCGGCAAGACCAGCGGCUUCGAAGUCGUCCACGGCCUCCUGGACCGCAUCAUGGCCAUGCUCAAGAGCGCCUUCAUCACCGGCGAAGAGGGCCUGGAGAACCCCGCCGUCAGCGACUCGCACUACUGGAUCGAGGAGCUCGAGGAAGCCACGUACUUCCCCGGCCACGCCGCAGCCGUCAAGCUCCGCAUCGGCGGCAAGGUGCAAACCAUCGGCGCCUUCGGUAUCCUGCAUCCCUCGGUGCUCGAAAACUACGAACUGAAAUACCCCGUCAGCACACUGGAGAUCAACAUCGAGACUUUCCUGUGAGCUUAGCUCAGUUAGACUUACUAGUUAACCAGUUAGUUUGGCAUAGAUUUAAGUUAAGUUAGAAAAAGAAGGGAUGAUGAUGUGAUGCGAGAACUAGCCUAAAAGAACAUAAAAGCAAAAAAUGUCAAUUUACGAAUGC